This is a messenger RNA of Hypomesus transpacificus, 3908 nucleotides long. RefSeq names its product N-alpha-acetyltransferase 15, NatA auxiliary subunit a (gene naa15a). Gene Ontology annotation, molecular function: protein binding; protein-N-terminal amino-acid acetyltransferase activity. Gene Ontology annotation, biological process: N-terminal peptidyl-methionine acetylation. NCBI's taxonomy places the organism in Eukaryota, Metazoa, Chordata, Actinopteri, Osmeriformes, Osmeridae. The transcript is spliced from 20 exons. The record is from RefSeq and is a predicted model, not a curated record. The coding region runs from base 194 to 2797 and encodes 867 amino acids. Gene Ontology annotation, cellular component: NatA complex; cytoplasm.
CCCGGAGGAGAAGGUAACCAGCCAUUUUGGUCUGAAGGGGGCCCUGGCUGCCUGUCACCACGUGAGGAAGAAGAGCCCGAAAGAGAGCGAGACAAGUCCGGGAGCUUUGAGUCGAAGAGACCGAGGGGGGAGAGAGUGGAAACUUAUAUCACGAUUCAUGUGUGAAGCUAUACAAUAAUAGCCAGUUUACAGAAUGCCCACAAUCACCCUACCGCCGAAGGAGAAUGCUCUCUUCAAGAGAAUAUUGAGAUGUUACGAGCACAAGCAGUACAGAAAUGGACUCAAGUUCUGCAAACAGAUCCUCACCAACCCAAAGUUUGCAGAGCAUGGAGAGACCCUGGCGAUGAAGGGGCUGACCCUGAACUGUCUGGGGAAAAAGGAGGAGGCGUACGAGCUGGUGAGGAGGGGCCUACGCAACGACCUCAAGAGUCACGUCUGCUGGCACGUGUACGGGCUGCUGCAGAGGUCUGACAAAAAGUACGAUGAGGCCAUCAAGUGCUACCGCAACGCUCUGAAGUGGGACAAGGACAACCUGCAGAUCCUCCGGGACCUGUCCCUCCUGCAGAUUCAGAUGAGGGACCUGGAGGGGUACCGGGAGACACGUUACCAGCUCUUGCAGCUGCGCCCUGCCCAGAGGGCCUCGUGGAUCGGCUACGCCGUAGCCUACCACCUGCUGGAAGACUUUGAGAUGGCUGCCAAGAUUGUAGAGGAGUUUCGCAAAACACAACAGACGUCUCCGGACAAGGUGGACUAUGAGUACAGCGAGCUGCUGCUCUACCAGAACCAGGUGCUCCGGGAGGCGGGCUUGUUCAAGGAAGCACUGGAACACCUCACCACCUACGAGAAACAGAUCUGUGACAAGCUGGCAGUGGAGGAGACCCGAGGAGAGCUGAUGCUGCAGCUGGACCGGCCAGAGGAGGCCCUGGAGGUCUACAGGAGACUCCAGGAGAGGAACCCUGAAAACUGGGCCUACUACCAGGGUCUGGAGAAGGCACUGAAACCAGGGACUGUUGAGGAGAGGCAGAAGAUUUAUGAGGAAGUGUGGGUGAAGUUCCCCAAAGGACUGGUGCCCAGAAGGCUUCCUCUCACCUUCCUCACUGGUGAAAAAUUCUGCGAAUGUUUGGACUGCUACCUGAGGAUGAACUUCAGUAAAGGCUGCCCGCCAGUCUUCACCACUCUCAAGUCUCUCUAUAGCGACAAGGAGAAGGUGUCAAUUAUAGAAGAUUUAGUAGUGGGAUACGCAACUUGCCUAAAAAGCUGUCGAAUGUUUAGUCAAAAUGAUGAUGGGAAAGAGGAACCUCCCACCACACUUCUGUGGGUGCAGUACUUCCUGGCUCAGCACUUUGACCACGUUGGCCAACAGGCCUUAGCCCUGGACUACAUCAACACAGCCAUCGAGAGCACACCAACGCUCAUAGAACUGUUCCUCAUCAAAGCCAAGAUUUACAAGCAUGCAGGGAACAUCAAGGAGGCAGCCAGGUGGAUGGACGAGGCCCAGGCCCUGGACACGGCCGACCGCUUCAUCAACUCCAAGUGUGCCAAGUACAUGCUGAAGGCUGGCCUGGUCAAGGAGGCAGAGGAGAUGUGCUCCAAGUUCACACGGGAGGGAACGUCGGCGGUGGAGAACCUGAACGAGAUGCAGUGCAUGUGGUUCCAGACCGAGUGUGCCCUGGCCUACAAGUCCAUGAACAAGUUUGGGGAGGCGCUCAAGAAGUGCCACGAGAUCGAAAGGCAUUUUGUGGAGAUCACGGACGACCAGUUUGACUUCCACACUUACUGCAUGAGGAAGAUGACGCUGCGCUCCUACGUGGACCUGCUCAAGCUGGAGGACGUGCUGCGCAUGCAUCCCUUCUACUACAAGGCAGCGCGCACCGCCAUCCACAUCUAUCUGGGCCUGCACGACAACCCCCUGGCCGACGACAACAAGGAGCACCAGGCCGACGCCGAGAACCUGACGGACAAGGAGCUGAAGAAGCUGAGGAACAAGCAGAGGCGGGCGCAGAAGAAGGCACAGCUGGAGGAGGAGAAGAAGAACGCCGAGAAGGAGAAGCAGCUGAAGAACCAGAAGAAGAAGAAGGAGGACGAUGACGAGGAGAUCGGAGGGCCCAAGGAGGAGCUCAUACCCGACAAGCUGGCCAAGGUGGAGAGUCCUCUGGAGGAGGCAGUGAAGUUCCUGACCCCUCUGAAGAACCUGGUGAAGAACAAGAUCGAGACGCACCUACUGGCGUUCGAGAUCUACUUCAGAAAAGAGAAGUACCUGUUAAUGCUACAGUCGGUGAAGCGGGCUUUCUCCAUGGAGCCCUCCAACCCCUGGCUCCACCAGUGUCUAGUACGCUUCUUCAAAGGAGUGUCUGACAGCCAGGACCUUCCGGAAGCUGUGAGGACGGUACUGAAGCAGGAGAUCUCCCGGCUGUUUGGAGAGAGCGACCCCAAGAGCUUCAACAAGAACUACCUGAGCAAACACUCCAACUCUGUACCGCACCGCUUAGCUGCUGCUAAGAUGAUGUUCUACCUGGACUCCUCGUCCGACAAGAUGGCGUGCGAGCUGGCUACGGCGCUGGACGAGUCCUUGACUGGGAGGAGCAUCCAGAUCUGUACGGAGGCUCUGCAGGCGUUGCGUGAGGGCAGUCUGGGGGAGGGCCAGCAGAAGGCCACCGAGUCGUACCGCGCCGCCUGCAACAAGCUGUACCCCUAUACGCUGGCGUUCAUGCCCCCGGGUUACGAGGACAGCACCACAAUCAGCGCCAACGGGGACCUGUCAGCUGGUGAGCACGACGAGAUGGCUAACGACAUGUGAGGAGGAGGAGGAGGAAGAGCGCGCGCACACACGCCUCCAGCCGCUAGUCUGCCAACGACACCCUCCCAACUCCCCAUCCCCCAGCUUCGGCUGUCUGUGAUUUUCCCCCUCCCCCCCACCCCCUGCAGUGCACUGAUUUGGAUGGACAGAGAGCCACAGAGAGAAAGGGAAGGAUAGAGAGAUGUGGAAGAGGAGAGGAAACAUAAAGCCCAUUUUACUUUCUUUUUUUUAACCCCCCGGUGACAACUAUUCUUUAAAACAACAAACAACAACAAAAGGAAAUAAAAACGUACAGAGAAGAGGGAGGACGUGGAGGGCAGAAAGCGGGUUGGGUGGAAAGCUUCUGUGAACAGGGUUUCUGUUUCCUGUGAUUCCACCCCAUGUUCCUCUGUGCAUCUGCUUCUUCUCACGUUUUUAAAAAGGUAAUUUAUAUAUUAAAACCACAAAUAAAGAAAUAAAAAUGUUUGAAAACUGAGAUAUUGUAGUAGUGCUGGGGACUGUGUUCAUAUGUAGUGUUGAGGCUGGCAUGUGCCAAAUAUAAGAAGGUGGAACACUUGAGGAGGCAUCACUUGUUCCUGGGGAAGCAUUGAGGCGUUGCACUCGGUUACAAUCGUCCGAGCUCAUGUAGUCCUCUACUCAGCCACUAGGGUGUCCAAUGGCAGACAUCUAAACAUGAACUCCAGGUGGAAGGGGCCAGGACACAUCCGGUCUCAGUGCAAAGACACACACAGAGCUCAGAAGUCCAUCUGCUGAAGUAAAGCUUUAUGACUGACAAAUCCAUUUUUAUUUCCUUCUAUUCUCUUUGUAUUUCUGCAGUUUUACCCUUUGUGAAAAAUGUGUGGGUCCCAUUAAAACAACCACUUAUAAAAGAUAAUCACUCGUCACAACAGCAUCCUACAGUUAUCUGGCUUUUAUUUCAGGGGUUUGCUUCUGUUUGUCCAUCAUAAGGUGUAAAUGUGAUGGCAUCUGUUACCACUCAGUCUCAUUGUUUUACUUUUCAUUUAGGUAAACAAGGCACUUGUCAAUCACAUUGAAGUCUUUACACAGACCACUCCUCUCUAACAUCAAGGAGUUAUGAAUUAAACUGAGUUGAAUAAAAUAUCUCUUGUGA